AUACUCUCUACCUCUUUUUGCUCUUAUCAACAUGGAAGAUGAAUGUAGCCCUUUCAAUUGGGACUGUUACUACCAAGAAGAGGCACAAGGAAUUGAAGAGUUGAAGCACACUUUGUUGUACACAUUGGAGUUGGAAACCACAAUUGCUUGUGCCCAUGAAGAGAUUGCAAGAAAAGGAGAUGAAGUUUUGCAUUUCAAAUGUCUUUUGUCGAAGACCAUUAAGGAGAGAGAUGAAGCCCAAUUGAAGUGUCAAGGGUUAGUUAUGGAAAACCUCAUUCUCCAACAAAAGGUUCAAGAAUUUGAAGCUAAUGCUACAUCUUUUGUUAGAAACACUCCCACUAGUUACCUAGAAGAUGACCCUGUUUUAGGGGUGGAUUCAUCUUCGGGUUCUGAUGAAGACUUUGUUGGAGCACAAGGAAUGGACAAAGUGCAACUACCGCUGACACAACCACCAGAACCGGAAGUCAUUGAUAAUGUAGUAUUGAAAAAGGGGUUGCCUGAGAAUGGCAAGUUUUUACAGGCGGUGGUGGAAGCAGGUCCAUUACUCCAAACCCUUCUUCUAGCGGGCCCGCUUCCACAGUGGCAACACCCACCACCACAACUCAAUUCAAUUGAGAUCCCACCUGUGACCAUUCCCUCAACUUCCACCACCACAACUCGGAUGCUCCUCCACCAAGAUUCUUGUGUUAGCACAAUCAUUGGUGGUGGCAGCCACAAUAACAAUGGUGGUGGAGGAUUGAUCACUAGGAAAAGGUGUUUAGAGCAAAGUUGUGAAGCACUUGACUAUGAUUCUAGUCCCACCACCAACACCAACGCCAAGAACCAAAAGGUGGUUCACCAAUCACCAUUGACCAACAUAUAGUGACUAGUGUUUUGAUUCCUUCCAACCAUAAUUUAGCUACAAAAAUUUGUCAAUUUCCAUCCUUUUCAUGAGGCUUGGAAAAGUUUAUUAGGAUGAAAGGGACGAGUAUCAUGAACCCUUUGCUUUCCCCCUUUAGAAUUUGUGUACAUUAAUUACUUUUUCCCUUAGAACUUAAGUAUCCUAACUAUUAUUAGCAAAAAAAGAGAGAGGGCACAAUCAAACCCUUUGAGCCUCUAUGUUUGAUUGAGGGCUUUCCUUUUUUUUUUUAUCAUUCUAUUUUGCUAUCAAAUCGCUACUUUCAAGUCUGAUUGAAAUUGAUAUUUUUGACAUUCGUAGUAUGCAGUUAGAAUCCAAGUCAUCUCAAGCGAUAUGAGAUGUCUUAUCCACAUUUUACGCUUGUUUUUUUCCUUUUUCGGUAUUGUUUUACUCUCCUUUCACAUAUACAGUGUGAAUUUAGGCGAGUCUCUUGUAUACUCCAGAAUGAUGGAGAAUUGUUUCUAUGAAUGAAAAAACCCUUUUGAUUUACGUUA
Cynara cardunculus var. scolymus (artichoke) is the source of this 1392-nucleotide messenger RNA. RefSeq lists its product as uncharacterized. The record is from RefSeq and is a predicted model, not a curated record. The transcript is spliced from 2 exons. The coding region runs from base 32 to 862 and encodes 276 amino acids. Lineage: Eukaryota; Viridiplantae; Streptophyta; Magnoliopsida; Asterales; Asteraceae.